Molecule: messenger RNA, 3624 nt
Organism: Ochotona curzoniae (black-lipped pika)
Lineage: Eukaryota; Metazoa; Chordata; Mammalia; Lagomorpha; Ochotonidae
Gene: DCBLD1
Product: discoidin, CUB and LCCL domain containing 1
Exons: 14
Coding region: 58-2079 (673 amino acids)
Source: RefSeq, a predicted model, not a curated record
CGGCGCAGGGCCCGUCGAGGGGAGACCGAGCUUGCCAAGCUGACGCCUGGCGAGGCCAUGGAGCCCGGCGCCCGCGGUGCACCGCUGGCGGGGCCCGCCGGCCCGGGCCUCCUGACCCUGUUGCUGGCCGUCUCCGCCCCGCUCCGGCUGCAGGCGGAGGAGCUGGGUGAUGGCUGUGGGCAUGUUGUGAGCUAUCAGGAAAGUGGCACAAUGACAUCUAAGAACUAUCCAGGGACUUACCCCAAUCAUACAGUGUGCGAGAAGACGAUCAGAGUCCCAAAGGGGAAGACACUGAUUCUGAGGUUGGGAGACUUGGAUAUUGAAUCCAAGACCUGUGCUGCUGACUAUCUUCUCUUCACCAGCUCUUCGGGUAAAUACGGUCCAUAUUGUGGAAGUAUGACGGUGCCCAGAGAACUCUUGCUGAACUCGAGUGAAGUGACCAUUCGCUUUGCAAGUGGAUCCCAUGUUUCUGGUCGGGGGUUUUUGCUAUCCUAUGCCAGCAGUGACCAUCCAGAUUUAAUAACGUGUUUGGAACGAGCUAACCAUUAUUUGACGACUGAAUACAGCAAAUUCUGCCCGCCUGGUUGUAAAGAUAUAACAGGAGAUGUUUCUGGGAAUAUGGUAGAUGGUUAUAGAGAUACCUCCUUACUGUGCAAAGCCGCCAUCCAUGCAGGAAUCAUUGCGGAUGAACUGGGGGGCCAGAUUAGCGUGCUUCAGCGCAAAGGCUUAAGUCGAUAUGAGGGACUCUUGGCCAACGGUGUGCUCUCAAGAGGGGGUUCCCUGUCAGACAAGCGAUUUCUGUUUACUUCCAAUGCUUGCAGCAAAUCCUUGACCUUGGAAGCUGACAGACAGAUCACAGCUUCUUCUUCUUGGCAUUGGGCCAAUGAGAUUGGAGAACAAGUUCACUGGUCCCCUGACCAAGCCCGACUUCAGGACCAAGGCCCAUCCUGGGCCUCAGGAGACAGCAGCAGCAACCACAAACGAGAGUGGCUGGAGAUCGACUUAGGGGAGAAAAAGAAAAUAACAGGAAUUUGGACCACGGGAUCCACACAGUCAAAUUUUAACUUUUAUGUGAAGAGUUUUGUGAUAAACUUCAAAAACAACAACUCAAAGUGGAGGACUUAUAAAGGAAUUGUGAAUAAUGAGGAAAAGGUGUUUCAGGGUAACUCUAACUUCCGGGACCCUGUGAGGAACAAUUUUAUCCCUCCCAUCGUGGCCAGAUAUGUGCGGGUUGUCCCUCAGACUUGGCACAAGAGGAUAGCCUUGAAAGUGGAACUCAUUGGCUGCCAGAUUGCACAAGGUGGGACCGUCGCCUCUGUCGCUGUCCCAUUGGUGCUGCUAGUGGUCCUGCUGUUUACAGGAUUGGGAGUCUUUGCAGCCUUCAGAAAGAGGAAGAAGAAAGGAAAUCUGUAUGGAGCAACUGAAGCUCAGAAACCAGGCUGUUGGAAGCAGAUUAAGUAUCCCUUUGCCAGACAUCAGUCAACUGAAUUUACCAUCAGCUAUGACAAUGAGAAGGAGUUGACACAAAAGUUAGAUCUCAUCACAAGUGACAUGGCAGAUUACCAGCAGCCACUCAUGAUUGGCACCGGAACGGUCACUAGGAAAGGCUCUACCUUCCGGCCCAUGGACACAGAGGCCGACGAGACAGGGGAAAGCCCCGAAACUGGGAGCCACUACGAUUGCCCUCCUCGUCCUGGCGGCCACGAGUAUGCACUGCCCUUGACGCACACGGAGCCCGAGUACGCCACGCCCAUCGUGGAAAGGCACCUGCUACGGGCCCACACCUUCUCUGCACAGAGCGGAUACCAUGUCCCGGGAGCCGGGCAGGCUCACAAACAUUCCCUCUCUUCUGGUGAAUUUUCCCCCAGCGCUGUGACCCGAGACUAUCACAAGCCCCAGAGCCCCACGCCGGCGGACCAGGGCUAUGACAAGCCCAAAGCCAAUAGUGUCCUGGCCUCACACAGCAGAGACCCAGAUGCUCAGGAGCCGCGGAUGAAUCUGGGAGUGAAUGAUGGCUAUGCAGCUCCCAGAGACUGCCUCCAAGCCCUCCAGGACACUGCUCCACCUGCUCUUAAGUGAACACAAUGUGAACCUGCUGUUGGCCCUGAAUGGCCGUCUGUGUGAGCUCCUGGAAGAAGAGGCACUGCUGUCCAUGGUGUGUGUGUGUGUGUGUGUGUGUGUGUGUGUGUGUAUGUAUGUAUGUACAAGAUAGAGUGAAUGAGCGUGCCAGCCAAUUCAUAGGAUCCUGGAGAGGGCCUCUCCAACUGUUUACAAAAUUGUGCAGCUGAUACUGUCCUGACACAGAGGGCGAGAAUCUGUUGAGUUGUGUUGGGCUGGAAGAAUGAAAAUUUCAAGCUGGCAUUGUCAAUCUCUAACUGUGAUACUGAGCUGCUUUGGUGUAAGACGUGCAAUCUAUAGAGUUGUACUGAACCAGAAAUGAGAAAGGUAACUUAAAUUUGCUUUAUUGAAUCAUAGUUCCCCCCCCCAAAGGUGAAGUGAGAAAAUGCAGCUGCUGCAGCCUGCCACUGUGCACAUGGCAUGCUUUGGUAGCCAGUGCCCUGUUAGCAGGGCGAAAGUUUGUUUCAACUUAAUCCUGUUAUUAUUGUGGCUCAUUUCCUUUCCUUUGCAUACUAGAACUGAAAGCAUUUUUAACAUUCUUCUCCAAGAAAUUUACUUGAAGCACGAGAAGCACGCCAGGGUGGUGGUUUGUUUAGCAGUUAUCAUUCUACAUUAAAACAAAUUCCACCUCCGUAGCUGCCAGUGUGUUGAGACCCCAUUUCCUAAGUGGCAGGCGGGGUGGCCACGUGGUCACAGGCUAUGGGACAUGCACUGCUCUGGGCCUGGGGCCAGGCUCCCCUGAGGAACGUGCUUUCUCCUCUUUUGGCUUCUGCCUCACCUCUGGCCUCUGAAACAGGAAGCGCCUUGCGUAUGCAAAUUUACAUCUUCAAACUGCCUGCCAGUCUAUGCUGGGACUUCCACAGAUAACCCAAACUGUUCUCUCAACAAAUUGAAAUAAAUGAAGGUGGCACUGCCAAAUGCUUUUGUAUCUCAGAUAAAAAAACAUUGCCAAGGUCAGACUCGCCAUGACUUUCUUCCAAAACAGAACAUGUUAGUGAUUUUCAAGGUCUUCUGGAAAACAAAAUGUUUAGUGGAAAUGGGUUCUUAGAAAAGCAACUAAGGCUCAAUCUAAAUUGAGAUUUUUUUUUUCUUCUGCUGAGAGAAUUGGGAAUUAGACCGGUUUUGUAAAACAAAAUGUUCCCCCAAGCAUGUGUCUAAAUCCAGAAUCGCCCAGGACUCAGCUGUACCUGGUGAACGUGGCUUCUGAGUCUGCUAUGUGAAAUAACUGGGGGAGAGUGUGGGGGAGGUUAACCUCUUUUGCCAAAGAGGAAAGUAUGUAUUUGUUUUCUAGAAAAUAUGGACCAAAAAAUCCUUUCCCUAAAAACAAUCUUUUAUUACACUCUUGUUAUGGUGGUCACUUUCUGUGAGAUGUAUCUGUAGUGUACUGUUAAAUAAGGAAGGUGCUGGAAGACAGAAUACAUCUGUCAUUGCGGAGGAUAAACCGUUUACUUUGUGCAGUUUACAUGAUUUUACAUGCAUACUAAUGGUAAUAAAUAUGCCCGAUCA